AUAAGAUCACAACUCUCAACCGUUCACCAUUGCAGCCACAAUCCACACAAUGGAGUACUUAUCUUGUGCUGUAAUUUUAACCUUGGCAUGCCUCGCCACUCUAGCCCUUGUCUCAAAAACCUUGUUUCCCCAACUCAAGAAACAAAAAUUUCCACCAGGUCCCAAACCCUGGCCUAUAAUUGGAAACCUCAACCUCAUUGGUCCUCUCCCACAUCAUUCCCUUCACAAAUUAUCCCAAUCUUAUGGACCCAUAAUGCAACUCAGGUUUGGCUCCCGCCCAGUUGUAGUUGCCUCGUCUCCAGAAAUGGCUAAACAAUUUUUGAAGACACAUGAUCAUGUGUUUUCCUCUAGGCCUCCAACUGCAGCAGGCAAGUACCUCACCUAUGACUACCAAAAUGUCACUUGGUCACCUUACGGUCCAUAUUGGCGUCAAGGCCGGAAAAUCUUUCUCUACGAGUUGUUUAGUUCCAAAAGGCUAGAGUCCUUUGAGUACAUUCGUGUCGACGAAAAUCACGCUUUUACAUCGCGACUCUAUGCCAUCGCCAAGUCAGGUAACCCAAUUGUGCUCAAAGAGCAUCUGUCACGCCUUAAUCUUAGCAUUAUGAGCAGAACUGUGUUAGGUAAGGAUUAUUUUAGCGUGGCCGAAUACGAGGGCUCUAUAAUGUCACUCGAAGAAUUUCAGGACAUGAUAGAUGAGUUGUUUGUGCUUAGUGGGGUGUUUAACAUUGGGGAUUGGAUACCAUGGCUUAAUUUCUUGGACUUGCAAGGAUACAUAAAGCGAAUGAAGGCCAUACAGAAAAAAAUCAAUCGGUUUUAUGAUUUCGUGCUCAAUGAACACAAGGCGCGGAAGGAAGGAGUGGAGGAAUUUGUGCCAAAGGACAUGGUGGAUUUACUACUGCAGCUGGUUGAUGGUUCAAGUGAUCUUGAAGUUAAACUCAACUAUGACAGUAUCAAGGCAUUCAUUCAGGACUUAAUAGCUGGAGGCACUGAUACCUCGGCAACAGUUUUAGAGUGGGCAAUGUCUGAGCUCAUAAAACAACCAAACCUCAUAAAAAAGGCAACAGAAGAACUUGACAGAGUGAUCGGGCGAGAGAGAUGGGUAGAAGAGAAAGACCUAGCACAACUUCCUUACAUAGAUGCGAUCAUGAAAGAGACAAUGAGGAGGCAUCCUGCGGUUGUAAUUCUGCCACCACAUCUAGCCGUUGAAAACUCCAACGUGGCAGGUUACGAUGUUUGCAAAGGAACCGUAGUGUUUGUGAACACGUGGAGCAUGGGGAGAGACCCUAAACUGUGGGAAGAACCAGAAGAAUUUAGGCCAGGGAGGUUCUUAGGGAAUACUGGGAUUGAUUUGCAGGGACAGAGUUUUGAGUUGCUGCCGUUUGGGUCGGGGAGGAGGAUGUGCCCCGGUUAUAAGCUAGGGCUGAAGAUGAUAAGAACUUGUUUGGCUAACAUGUUGCAUGGUUUUAAUUGGAAGUUGCCUGGAAAUGUGAAAGUGGAAGAUUUGGGUAUGGAGGAAACUUUUGGAUUGGUCACACCUCGGAAGUUCCCACUUGUCGCUGUUAUGGAACCUAGGCUGCCAGUCCAUCUUUAUUAGUUAUAUUUGUAUUUGGCAAGGUACUCAUAUCUUUGUUGGUUAAGAGCGUUCAUUUUAAUACUUGAGAUUUGGAGUUAGAUUUGAACUUGCACAACUCUGCUGAUCAAGAGUAUUAACCCAUGCAUUUGUGUGAGAUAACACUGCUUCAUUGCUCACACAUCCACGAAAUCGUUUGUAUCAACAACAUAGUUAUGUUUAAUUCUGAAAGUAUCCCUCCUUUAUUUA
This is a messenger RNA of Pyrus x bretschneideri (Chinese white pear), 1819 nucleotides long. Its product is annotated as trimethyltridecatetraene synthase. Gene Ontology annotation, molecular function: heme binding; iron ion binding; oxidoreductase activity, acting on paired donors, with incorporation or reduction of molecular oxygen. The record is from RefSeq and is a predicted model, not a curated record. The coding region runs from base 50 to 1594 and encodes 514 amino acids. NCBI's taxonomy places the organism in Eukaryota, Viridiplantae, Streptophyta, Magnoliopsida, Rosales, Rosaceae. The transcript is spliced from 2 exons.